AUGCUGGAGAAAACUCUUUCGGGGCCCCCUACUGCUGAAGUAGCCCUGAUAGCCCAUCCACAAUCUUCAGCUAGUGGGGAAACCUCGAUUGUCAUUUUGGGGUCUGCAUUAUCCGGAGAUUCCUCUAGGGAACUACAAGCAAGUAUACCUGAUUCGGCGAAUGUUCUCAAUGAAGAUGAGGUUAGAAUUAAUGGUUCCAAAUCACAGAAUUUGCCACCUACAACGAUUGCAUCUACUUCUAUACUGAAUAUUAAAACAGAAGAAAAUGUCGAGCAAAAAGGAACCCCACGAACGAGAAAACCUCGACCUAGCGCAGGCUAUAUUCAAUUGUACAAGCAUUACACCGAAAAAUUCUUUGAUCUAGAAUACUUGGAACGAAGCAAAAAGAGCAGUCUAAAACCGAGCAAAAUCACAACACAACGGGCAUUCUAUUUCCCGCGUCAUCGAACUGAAAAAUUCGUCUCCAAGCCAGAUAAUUCAAUUGAUCCAGAAUUGGAAAGUCUCGAUCCAGAGAAUAAGGGAGGUAUGAAAGAAUAUGACAUCUCCAGUUUACCUGGCUCGUGGUGGACAUCGAAUGAGAAGGAUAUUUUCUUUCGGUGUUUAGCUCGAUUUACAAUUCAUAGAAUCGAAGAAUUUCGGCGCUAUAUUCCUGGAAAGACCGAACCAGAAAUCAUGAUGUAUUAUAACCUACUAAAACGAGAGCUUGCUCGCGUUAAACGAACGAAACGAGUAGAGGUGACGUUUGAAGAUUAUCCUCGAGCUGAGUCAGAUGCAUCUUAUUCUGUUACUCAUACAUACGAAAGCAGGUCUUUUCGUGGAGCUAGCUACUCUAAUCUUCCAAUAGCCCACGAACUGAGCGAAGAAUGGAUUGAAUAUGAAGACUACCAAAGUUCUCUUCUUGGUCCAGUAACUGAUGCCCAUCAAAAUAGAAAAGAGUUGGCCAAACGAAAUAGAAUCUUGGAGGAAACUGGGAAACACCUCGAGAAAGCCAAGGAAGAAGGCGAUCUUACAUUAAUUUAUCAAGCCAACGCGCUUCAACUUUCCCAAAUAUUCAGGAAAAACAGCAUUUACCCAUGUACAUCAAUUGCAAAAGCACGGCUGGUAAACGCCGAUGUACUAUUGUUACUUGAUGAAUUCGUACGCCAGAAAGUUCGAGAGAUUAUCGGUACCAUCAUUGCAGCAAAGGCUUCUGGAAAACGUGAAGAAGCUUCAAGCGCCACCACAAUAACUUCUAAGGAAGUGAUUUGGGCAUGCGACAUGCUCAAGAUGUUUGAAACACCAAAGAGCGGCACAUACUCAAAGGGCCGAGAUGGGAAGACGCCAAGUCUAGAGACAUACUGGCAAAACAUUGCUCUGUCCUUGGGACUAAAUAUUGACAGCGAAGGCGAGAAUGUUACAUUACCAGAUUCAAAUCGAAUAGAAACCUGCGAGAAACUAUCCCAGCAGAGGUAUCCACCGUUUCACAUCUCUGUUACCAAAAGGAACAUGUCUUCGGAACAUUGCUGUCCAGAAUAUGAUAUUUGGAGUGUGGAUUUUACUUCUCGUGGUGUAAUUACUGACACUGAUCAUGAGAAUAGUUCCCUGGAGACAGACGGUGAAAAGAAUUUGCAAAGUAUUAAGUGGCAAGAUCUUCCAGUGGCACAAACACUUCCUAAGAAAAGAGGUUUCGAGGAUGUUUUGGUAGAGGAAAUGUGUUUUGUUCAAGAAACUUCUGCACUCAAAAUCAGUGAUUCACAAAGAGAUACGAAGCAGUUAGCAGAUGAUUUGAGCUUUUUUACUGACGAUGAAAGGCCGCCAGCUGUAUAUCCACGCGAGGUUAUUGACAUGGAUGAACUUUACAACAUUCGCCUUUGGGGACUCACUAAUAUCGAGAAGCUUUGUCCGCAGAAGUUGCGUGAUGUCUGGGACCAUUCUUUUUCCGAGUAUUGA
Messenger RNA from Clavispora lusitaniae ATCC 42720, 1929 nucleotides. RefSeq lists its product as uncharacterized. Gene Ontology annotation, molecular function: rDNA binding; RNA polymerase I general transcription initiation factor activity. Gene Ontology annotation, biological process: nucleolar large rRNA transcription by RNA polymerase I; transcription initiation at RNA polymerase I promoter. The record is from RefSeq and is a predicted model, not a curated record. Gene Ontology annotation, cellular component: RNA polymerase I upstream activating factor complex. Lineage: Eukaryota; Fungi; Ascomycota; Pichiomycetes; Serinales; Metschnikowiaceae.